GGAUUUUAGAAUAAGUAGGUUGGACGUCAAACCCCACUAACUUCAUCCACCUUCACCCAUACCGGCGACAGUCAGCUUGUGGUUGCGCAAGCAUGGACAUCACCAAUUUCGUGGUUUCGGCCAGGAACCAGGCCUUGUUGUAUGGCGACUACAACACCUAUCACAAGCAGUUGGUCAAGAAGUUACACAAUUGUCGAAAAAGGUUGAAUAUCGUCACCAAGAAUCGAGGCAAGUUCAGCAAGAAGGACACCAUCACAGCCGAGAAGCUGGCGGAAAACCAUGAGUAUCUUCAUCUCCAGUUAUUGACAGCCGAGCGUGCCUGGGCGCACGCCAUGAGAUUUAAAGCCGUCCAUUCCGCCGACACCAAGGGCAUCUCGGGCAGAACCCGCUCCCACAUAAUAUCGAGAUUGGAUAAAGGAGCUCGAGCUGCCGAGGAUCUCGUCAAAAUAUUAUCUGACAGUUCUACAAGUGGCGCCAGCGAUACGGAUAUUCUAGAAGCACGUGCGUACGCUUCUAUGAUACGGGGUGCGACGCAAUUUGAGAAACAGAGCUGGGAAGCUUGUCUACGGAGUUACGCCACAGCUCGUAUCAUAUAUACCGCCCUCACCACCGCGAUCAAGGGGGAUAUUUUCAAAGAUCUACUAUCGGAGACUAUCGACCCAUCUAUUCGAUAUGCCGCCUACCAGUCCAAGGUUCCGAGAACCUUGGCGAUACCAACCAUAGCUAGAAAAGCAUUCCCCUCUUCUGACUCUUCUUUAGUUGAACAAAUCAACAAAUUAGCCCCGGAAUUACUAAAGACAAGUGAUUCGGAUGCCCAACGAGGCCAAGUAGGCGCCCCGAACGCACCCCAGACCAUUACGUGGAGAUCUCGAGAAGUAAAGAUCGAAGAUGCAGCUAUCGCAAUUGCGCUGGCCUCGACCGAUACGGCUACUUCCCAGCUGGCAGAGAAACUCGCAUCGUCUGAUAUUAUACUUCCGAAGGAGAUGGCCGCAGCAUAUGAUGAAGUGCUCAUAGCCAGCCAAGACGCAGCCGAUGCCACUAAGCGUGCCAUCGACGAACUCAAGGAGGAAGGCGUGUCCCAGAAUGACCCUCGAAUACAGAGUCUGCAAAUAACUCGUACAGCCGUCAACUAUCAAAUGAUCAGCUGGAGAAUUGGUCGCAACCGGGUAUUGAGCGGAGAACAUGAUGGGGCCUUGUUAGAUUCAGCACCGACGACUACCCGGAAAUCCAAGAAAGAUGCCACCUCCCAGAAGCCUAAGGUAGAGCCUACUGGUAGAAAGAUUUCUCGGCUCAAAGACAAAGUCGUGCUUUACGAUUCUACGAUACAGAGCAUCGACUCGAUCAAGGAAUUACCCGGUGUUGCGGCUGACGAAGGUCUUUUAGAACAAUUGAAUGCGACUGCAAAGUAUUUCCGUGCUCUAAAGUCUCUCUCUAUUGCGCGGUCGCAUUCGCUAACUGACCAGUCGCUCAAUGCCUUGGUUCUCACCAAGCACGCAUUUGACGAGAGCCAGCAGUCCGCGGCGUUUUUCUCCAAGCAUGGUACCUCUUCUUCAGAGACAUCUCCCCGCAACAUAGAGAUUCGGCAAUCCGAUAUUCAAUUCCUACAUAAUCUCUUGAAGGGAGAACUUCAACGAUGCCGCGCAAUUGUUGAAAUAGACAAUCUGCGAAAGAAGGCAGCGAAUACAACUCCCCCGGCGGCGAGGAUUCCCUUGGUACAACGGUUAUUCGAGUACCCGGCAGAAGGCGUCGACUUAAACUGUCUCGUGGACUUCCCACCUAAGGUCGAUCCAAUUCCAGUGAAACCACUAUUUUUCGAUGUUGCCUGGAACUACAUUGAUUAUCCUGGCAAGGCUUCGGCCGCCGCCCCAGAGCCUGAAGAGAAGCCGGCCCAGCCAGCGCAGCCGCAGAAGAAAGGAUGGUUUUUCGGAAGGUAAUAAUCAACCCACCUGUGAGCUGUCUAUUCUACGUAAAACAGAUAGCAAAUCGGAAAUUUACAAGCUACGAGACAUCUCGUCAAUUUAUUGUGCUACUAUUCUUUUUUCCCCUGAUCCCCUGAUCCCCUGAGCCACGUAUUUUUAUCAUCCCUUAAGGGACUGCACCCUUCAAUGUGGGUUGAUUAUCGUGCGGAUGCCACAUCGCAUGGAAGGGCGUUCUGCGACAAGGCAUACCAUACCUACCUAGUGUCGAAUAUAUGCAUCCCUUACUAUACUCAAGACGCUUUUAAAGUAGAUAACC
Annulohypoxylon truncatum is the source of this 2235-nucleotide messenger RNA. RefSeq lists its product as uncharacterized. The record is from RefSeq and is a predicted model, not a curated record. The transcript has 3 exons. Bases 93 to 1934 code for a protein of 613 amino acids. Gene Ontology annotation, biological process: SRP-dependent cotranslational protein targeting to membrane. Gene Ontology annotation, molecular function: signal recognition particle binding; 7S RNA binding; endoplasmic reticulum signal sequence receptor activity. Lineage: Eukaryota; Fungi; Ascomycota; Sordariomycetes; Xylariales; Hypoxylaceae. Gene Ontology annotation, cellular component: signal recognition particle, endoplasmic reticulum targeting.